Messenger RNA from Electrophorus electricus (electric eel), 5842 nucleotides. It is a transcript of the gene acap2a, whose product is annotated as ArfGAP with coiled-coil, ankyrin repeat and PH domains 2a. NCBI's taxonomy places the organism in Eukaryota, Metazoa, Chordata, Actinopteri, Gymnotiformes, Gymnotidae. Gene Ontology annotation, cellular component: cytoplasm. The record is from RefSeq and is a predicted model, not a curated record. Gene Ontology annotation, molecular function: GTPase activator activity; protein binding.
UAUACGUAGCAGCAUAAAUAGUAUUUUAUUGCUGACACUUUUCAAGACGACCCCAAAAAUUAACCAGGAAAAGCUUAAAGCAUGGUUUAGACGUGCCAUAUUUAGCUCCAGGUAAGUGGUAUUUACUAAAAAGAAUAAACAAGUUUAAAGUCACCACCACUGCGACCCAGUAUCACGUCUUCAAGCUCUAAUUCCACUCUAAUUCGGCUGCAAAAAAUGAAGUCUGAGAAAUUGCGUCACCUACGCGUAUGAGUCGUCGUAGUCUACAGUGACGUCAACCCAAACGGUCACUCCCAUUGGUCAGGUUCGCUGACAGUCACAAGCGCAACAAUAGCGUGGCCGGCUGCCGGGUGGGAGCGCCUGUCCCAGCGAGCAUGGCGCACCGGGCACAAACGCACCGUCCGCUCUGAGAUCGAUGCUCUGACCGCAGGAGCAAUAAGAGUCCCCGAAUCCUCCGAGAAAAUCUUUGCGCCAUUGUAAAUAUUCGCAGGUACCGAGGCACGUUGUAGCGCUGUGUCGAUGCGUGCUUAUCCGCCUUUUCAGUGUUAGGACUGCCGCAAAACGGUACUUCAGUCAUCGGUAAUUACGUCCAAAAAAAAUGAAGGUGACGGUGGAUUUUGAAGAGUGCUUGAAGGACUCACCGCGAUUCCGGGCCACUAUCGAGGAUGUGGAGGGAGACGUCGGAGAGUUGGAGUCCAAGCUGGACAGGAUGGUUAAGCUGUGUAUCGGGAUGAUUGACGCAGGCAGAGCCUACAGCCAAGCCAACAAACAGUUUGUGAAUGGGAUCAGAGAACUUGCCCUGCAGUCCAUGACGGACGAUGUCAUUGGGUCCAGUUUAGCUGCAUUUGCAGAGACUCUGCAGGAGAUGAACAACUACCACACAAUUUUGUUUGACCAAGCUCAGCGCUCGAUUAAAUCUCAGCUCCAGGUGUUUGUGAAAGAAGACCUGAGGAAGUUCAAGGAGGCGAAGAAGCAGUUUGAUAAGGUGAGUGAGGAGAAGGAGCUGGCGCAGGUGAAGAACGCCCAGGCACCCCGAAACAAGCAGCACGAGGUGGAGGAGGCCACCAAUCUCCUGACCACCACCCGGAAGUGCUUCCGCCACAUCGCCCUAGACUACGUGCUGCAGAUCAAUGUUCUUCAAUCCAAGAAAAGACUGGAAAUCCUCAAAUCGAUGCUGUCCUUCAUGAACGCUAACAUGAGCUUCUUCCAGCAAGGCUACAGCCUGUUCAGUGAACUGCAACCACUCAUGAAGCAGCUCGGGGGGCAGUUGGAUCAGUUGGUGGUUGACUCUGCAAAGGAGAAGAGAGAUAUGGAACAGCAGCACUCGGCCAUCCAGCAACAGGCUGCUCUCCAGGAUUUCUCCACUGAAGACACAAAGCUGGACUACAACAUGGACACGGAGAAUGGCGUAGCUAUGGAGGGCUACCUGUUCAAAAGAGCCAGCAAUGCCUUCAAAACCUGGAACAGACGUUGGUUCUCCAUUCAGAACAGUCAGCUUGUGUAUCAGAAGAAGUUCUGGGAUAACCCCACCAUAGUGGUUGAGGACCUCCGCCUGUGCACAGUUAAACAGUGUGAGGAUGUGGAGCGUCGCUUCUGUUUCGAGGUCGUCUCUCCUACCAAGAGCUGUAUGCUACAGGCUGAUUCAGAGAAGCUGCGUCAUGCUUGGACCAAAGCUGUACAGAACAGCAUUGCUACAGCUUACAGAGAGAAUGGGGAUGGGCCUACCACACAGCUGGACCGGCUGUCCUCGGCGUCUGUAGGCAGUCUAGACUCGCUGGGCGAGGCAGGCCGUGGGCAGAGAGGCGACGGUGCCCUCCAGAGGGUGCUGGCGGUCAGUGGGAAUGCUCAGUGUUGUGACUGUGGGCAGUCAGACCCACGGUGGGCCAGCAUCAACCUGGGCAUCACACUCUGCAUCGAGUGCUCUGGCAUCCACAGGAGUUUAGGUGUUCAUAACUCUAAAGUGAGAUCUCUUACGCUUGACUCAUGGGAACCGGAACUGCUCAAGCUGAUGUGUGAGCUGGGAAAUGGAGUCAUUAAUCAGAUCUACGAGGCUCGCAGAGCAGAACUGGGCUGGAGGAAGCCACAGCCAGGAGACUCCAGGCAGGAAAUCGAGGCCUACGUCCGUGCCAAGUACGUCGACAGAAGGUUUGUGCAGAGGCCGAACUCCCAGGAGCAGAGGUCAAAGGUCAUGGUCCUGAGUAAACGGGACAGGCGGUUAAAGGGCAGUAUGGAGCUCCUGCCACCCCGCCCGCCACCUCCCACCCCCAAAUUCCGCACCACCUCAAACGCAUCAGCACAACCUAGUGGCCAGGAGGUGCGGCGCGACUCACUUUUCUGCCCUGAUGAACUUGACUCUCUCUUCUCCUACUUUGACACAUCUUCAAAACUGCGGAGCUUGAAAAGUGCAGACAGCGGGAUCCAUCACAGCGCUGACGGCAGCAGAGAGAUGCUGGCCUCCACACCCUCCAGCAUCAGCCUGAGCGAACCAGAACUGCAGGACUCUGAGUCGCUGGCGUCUCUGUCCCAGCAGGAGUCUUCGCCCGUCUUCACGGAGCCGCCGGAGUUCUGUCCCAGCCUGCUGCUCUACUGGGCCUCGUACGCAGGCAGCCUGUUGGAGAUGGUACAGGCGGUGGCCCUCGGCGCCAAUGUCAACUGGGCCAAUGGGGAGGAGCACCAGUGCACUGCUCUCCUCCAGGCAGUGCAGAGCGGUUCAUUGGUCACCUGUGAGUUCCUGCUGCAGAAUGCUGCCAAUGUGGACCAAUCAGAUGCUCGAGGCAGAGGACCCCUGCACCACGCUACCAUGCUAGGACACACGGGGCAGGUGUGUCUCUUCCUGAAGCGUGGGGCUCAGCAGGGUGCGCUGGACAUGGAUGAAAGGAGCCCUCUGUCCAUCGCUGUGGAGGCAGCAAAUGCUGACAUUGUUACCCUGUUGCGCCUGGCUAAGAUGUCUGAGGAGAUGAGGGAGUCGGAGGGGCCUUUGGGUCAGCCAGGUCAAUACUCCCACUCUCAGAGUCACACAGAGCAGCAGUACAGGAAGUGCAUGCAGGACUUCAUCUCUCAGGAGCUGGACGAGGCCUAGCGAGCUGCCAAGCCUCCAGCCCAGUGGAGCACAGACCACUCACCACACCCACGCCUUAACACCUGAUACCUCAGCAAAGCCGCUUGGUCAUCUAAACUCUGUGGACCUGAGUUUGACGGGAGCUGGAGGUUUUCUUACCAUGAUUGUGUGGGCUUGAUUGCCAGCAGCACUUCCAAGGCUGAUGGAUUUUUUUUGUACUCUUGUGAAUAUGCAUACACUUAAGGGUUAUUUAUUUCCUUAAAAGUGAAUUUUGUUAAAAUUCUUUAUCUUGAAGGUGCUUGUUUCAGAUAAACACACACACACUUACUGUAUUUAUUGGGGGGGUACCAUUAAUUAACAGGAAAGGAGAGCGAUGACUUAUUCUAGACUACUGUGAACUGUGGUAGAGUGUGAAAGCUGUGGGGUUGUGGCAGUUAUCUUUGAAUCGUUUACAUGCUUUUGUUUGGUUUCUGUCUAGUCUUUGUAGGUAUGUGAUGUUUAUAAAAUCCAAAUGUACUCUGGAGUCCCCGAGGCUUUAGAGCAAAGCCUGGUGGUGAUGUGGGCAAGACUUUGGUGCUUUCUAAGGCCGCGUCCAGUCAGAUGUUAAUUAGGCCCUCUCUAGUCUUCCUGAUUCGUUCUUGCGUUCGUCUUGUGCUGCAGUCGUAGAUACACCACUGAUGUCCUUCACACUUUGCCUGAACACUGUGCUAUAUCUGGGGUGAAGCUCGCACACCUGAGCUCGUUUUAGUGUGCUGUGUCUGUGCUGGGCUGGAUUUACCCCCAACCCCUAAUCAUCAUGUGUGCAGAAUUUUGGAAUCUCCUGGGAUUAAGGAAUAAAAUUAGGGAAUCUCCUGGGAUUUGGCCUUUGCACACAAAAAUACACGUGAUCUACUCAGUUUUAGGAAAAUGUGUUUUUUAAAUUAAUAGUUUGACAUCAAACAUGAAUAAAAUCUCCAAAAUUGAGGUCUAAGUAUUAAAAAGCUAGCAAGUUCAAGCUGACAAUAUUCGUUCAUCAUAGUUUUCAAGUUGGGAGGAGAUGACAUUAUACAGUUCUUUUAUUUUCUUUUUUUUUAAAGUAGUUUCUUCAGAACCGUCCGGCACGUGUAAGGGCCCGGCGCAUGUGUGCCACAGCACUUGUGCACAUACAGAGAUGCUGUCCAGAGUCGUACGUUACUUCCAUGGUCAGCCAAACCUCAGCUCCGAGCAUGUGCUGAUGAGUGCGUGGGACGUUUCUGUAUUCACCUGGAAGUUCUGAUCACAGUUAAGGAUCUACCAAUAGAAAAGUGGAAUGAAAUGGUGAUGCACUCUAUGUAUUAUAAUAUUGGUAGCUGGAAUUUUGCUGUAUAUGUUUAAUGCUACAUACCUUCAUAACUAAGCAAACCAAUCCUGUUCCAUGCAGUUGAAUUCAGAGCGAACUUUCUGAGCCUUAUAGCCAUUUCAAUCAUGUACUUUAUUAUUUGUUCUUGAAGACUGUUGUUUUUAUACCUGGGCAGCAUAGUAAGUGACUCUUUUUUAAUAUGCAUAUAAUGGGCAUAUAUUUCAUGUCUUACAAGACGUUCUGCAGUGAAGGAAGCCGAGGUUGGGAUUACUGCCUGUUUAUGCUUGCAUUGAUGAAUUUACAGUUCAGAUUACUAAUCCCCAGGUUCAAAUGACCCAGAUGUCAGCCACUCCCUGCGUGUUUUCCCAGUGGCAGGGUCUCACAGUGCACCUUUAGUCAGACAGUUGGACUCCGUACCAGCAUUCUGUAUUUGACAUUGUAUUCAUGGUCAGGUAUCAGUCUGACAGUGUAGCAUGAUCCUGAAUCACACCCUCUGCGUGAGAUGCUGUUCUGACACCACCCCCAACACCCAGCCCCGCCCCCUUAUUCACAUACCCCUCCCCCUUUUGCUACCAUCUCAUGAUAAGUUGGUCAUGGUUCUGCUGAAUAUCCUGAUGGUUAGGAGAACUUUCACACUGUGUUGUCCUGACUGGACUGCCUUUGGGGCAGUGUUCUACCCUCUAAGCCUCUCUGAGCCAUUUCACAGGAGCACAUGAGACACGUGGAAAGCUCUCAAGUUAUUUAAGCCCGGUUUGUCUUCCUGUAUUUACCUGUUGAUAAGUGGAUGUGAAGAAAGGGCUCCUGUUCUAUCUGUAAGCCCAUGUCCGUCUGUCUGCCAGGUCCUAUAAAGCAUUGUACUGGUGUACUCUACAUACUGGCACCUUUUUAGGUGUGUGCCAUGGGUUGGUUUUGUAUGAUCCACUGCUGGGCUGAGCACAGCUGCAGGAGUUCUGGAUGGAGUGGUUGGACGUACAUUGUUUGAUUUACGAGACAUGUUUUUAUUCAUAUGUAAGCAUUCUUUUGCCUGUCCUAUAGAGAUAGAAAUGAUAGCCUGUUAAAGUCUGGAGUUAAGCAGUGGACCACGAAGAGAAAGGCUGCCGUCCCGUUCCAGUAACCUCCUGCGCUGGGUUUUUGGUGCACUUCUCACACUAAGGCUGGGGAGGGGAAUGAGGAGUGUAAUCUGGAGCAUUACAUUUCACAAACUGAAUAGCGCAAAUAAAACUUGCAGUGGAAUGAGUUAUUGGAACGGUACCCAGCUAGAGAAACACUGAAGAAACUACCACUUAACACUCAUCAUGGUGCUGCUAAGCGUUUGGAUGGAAAGUGGGCAUGCGUGUGUGCGGGUUUCCUCUUCCUAGUGUCUGAACACACUACGUCCACCUGAAACUCCACAGCCUGUGCCUUUUUCCGUUCCUCUUGGUUUCUGUCAGUCUGCACUUUAAAAUACAUCUUUGGUUGUUGGCGAA